This is a messenger RNA of Penicillium cataractarum, 774 nucleotides long. RefSeq lists its product as uncharacterized. The record is from RefSeq and is a predicted model, not a curated record. The coding region runs from base 1 to 774 and encodes 257 amino acids. The transcript has a single exon. Lineage: Eukaryota; Fungi; Ascomycota; Eurotiomycetes; Eurotiales; Aspergillaceae.
AUGGAUACAUACCACCUCCACCUAGUCUUCGACAUUGCCAGCUUCGUCGGAGUCUCAAACACUGCCGCCCUUGUCUGUUGGAGGUUCUGCCUUGCUAAGAUGGGCGAAUUCCCCGGUACAAAGAAUCGCUCCAGCGGUCCCACCAGGCGCAUUUCUCUACGCACAUAUUGGACGGAGGAUCGCUACCGUGCCACCUUUAUUUUCAUCAUCCUAUAUCUUGCCCUUUUAAUUCUCCUUGAAGUCCGCCUCCACCAAUGGGCGCCUGACGCAGAACCCGGUCGCUGCUACUAUUCGUACCUAGUAACGAGUGCAUCGGCCUCACAUCCUGGAGCUGAUAUGGUUUAUGUGGCCAUUACUGGCUCCUGGUUGAUCAUUAUCGUUCUUGCUGGCAUGUUCGCUGGUGUCGCAAGGCGACGAUGGAUUCUGAUCUUCUCCAUGCUCCACUUUCCCCUGCACCUCUAUAUGACGAUUGCGCUUCGGCAGGCAAACCAGGGCAAGUUUGAGGGCGAGACAAAGCACGAGCACGAAUGGGAUUUCGGCCAGACCACGGCAGUAAUUCUGCUGGGAAUCGCGGUCUCGGAGUUAAUCACCAAGGGGAGAGAGUACUAUAACUUUGAGCGUCAUGUUGCUAAGUUUGGUAUCUCCCAAGGUGAAAAUGAGCCAUCAGUUGGGGAUACUGAGGGAGCCAGUAAGAAUGGCUAUGACAAGCUUCCGAGAGACGAACGGAUCUCCGAAUCGCAGCAUCCUGCUUCCAACGGAUAUUCCAGCGGCUGA